UUCUCUACCUUCCACUCUUCCCUUUCCCCUCUCAUCAAAGAAAAACCACAAUCUCUUUCCUUCGAUCGGUCAAACAAAAAAUAAAAAAUAAAAACCCCUCCCUCUCUUUUUUUUUCUUGUCUUACUUAAUUUCCGAAGACCCCUCGAAAGUUCAUUCCGUUUAAUCCAUCUCAUAAAUGUAUUUUAAAUUUGCUUUUUAUUUGUUUCUGGCAACAUUGUCUCCCUAGGGUUCUUGAUUUGAUCCGGUGUUUUUUUCCCUUUUAUUUAAACUAAAUGGUGAACGGUACGGAAGCAGGGGAUUUCGUGGUGCUAUCUCGGGUAAGGACGGGUCUGAAGCGUGAGUUCGAGUUUGCUUUGAAGGUUCAAGCGGAGAUCUGUGGGUCUUUGGGUCGGACUCGGUCAGGGAAGGCCCAGAAUGGAGGAGAGGCGUGGAGUCCAGGUAACAGGAGCAACAAGAAAUUGAAAAAAGAAGUCAAGGAUGAGAAAGAGAAGAGUGAUUUGGAGCAAUCUGUGAGGGUGGUGGAGGAAUCUGUGGAUUUGAUGAGCGAAGAAGAGGCGAAAAGCGAUGUGGAAGAUCCGAAGAGAGAGGUGUUUGGUUGUGAAGAAGAGGAGUCGAAGAAGGUCGAUUUGGAAAAGGAUGAGGAAUUCAAAGAUGGUAUUAUUGAACCAAUGUGUGAAGAUGAGAUUGUCAAGGAAGUGAAGGAAAAAAGCAAGCCCGAAAAGGCUGUAAUGGGUUCGCUAGAAGAAAAACAGGAGGAAGAGAAAAUGGAUGCUGACAUUAGAGAGAAAGAAAGUCAACUGGAAAGAGCAACGGAGAAUGUAGAAGAAGUAAAAGAAAAGGGAAAGGAGGGUUUGGUGAUGGAAAGUGAGCCGUACAAAGGGGAUAUAGGGGUGCCGGUUUUGGUUAGUUGUGAGGGUGAUACUAAGAUAGAGCAAGGGGUGAAGGAAGAGAAGCCUGUAAGGAGGUUUACUCGGUCCUUGUUGAAAGCGACGGUGGAGACAACGAAGGAAACUGCUGCAACAGAUGCUAUUGUCGUCAAUGUGAGUGAAGCUAAAUGUGAUGGCGGUGAUAUUACAGUCGGGAGUGUGGAUUCUCCAAUGACGCAGGAAGCAAGUGUCUCGACUAAGCUUGUAAGAAAUUUCCCGACAGGUUUACAGGAUCUUUUGGAUUCAGGCAUACUCAAGGGAGCAAAUGUGAGGUAUGCACGAAGCUCGAAGGUUACAAGAGCUGCAGGGAGUAAUGGGCUUCAAGGAAUAAUCAAGGGCUCCGGGAUAUUGUGUUUUUGCAAAGCAUGCAAGGGCUCUAACGUUAUUAGCCCUACCUUAUAUGAGAUUCAUGCAAGGAGCUCAAACAAGCCUGCAGAAAAUUAUAUUUACAUGGAGAAUGGGAAUACCCUUCGUGAUGUUAUGAACGCAUGCAGGGAGAGUUCAUCGAGCAUGUUGGAGAACACCCUGCAAAUGGUGAUUGGUUCUUCCAUGAAGAAAUCCCGCUUUUGUUUGAACUGCAGAGAAUCCAUUACUCGAGCUGGCUCUGGGAAAGCUAUGGUUCUAUGUAAUUCUUGUCUGGGUGUGAAAGAGUCUCAAGAUGGCUCAACUGAAGUGGCUGAUGGAACAAAGGGUGCUGAUGCUAGUGACAGCUCACCCAAGCCAAAUGUGGUUCCAGAGUCACCUAUCAGUGCAUCAAAAUGCAGUUUUUCACAAACUAAGAGUCAGGGAAGAGUAACUAGAAAGGAUCUGAGGAAGCAUAAAUUGGUAUUUGAGGAAGAUGGGUUGCCAGAUGGAACUGAACUAGCAUAUUUUGUUCGUGGAGAGAAAUUGCUUGUUGGUUAUAAAAGGGGAUUUGGAAUAUUAUGUACCUGCUGUAAUUCAGAGAUAAGCCCCUCACAGUUUGAAGCUCAUGCUGGUUGGGCAAGUCGUCGCAAGCCUUUUCAAAACAUUUACACAUCAAAUGGGGUAUCUCUUCAUGAAUUGUCAAUAUCCCUGUCGAAAAAUCGGAAGUUCUCUACAUAUGAGAAUGAUGACCUAUGCAGCAUCUGUUUGGAUGGAGGGAAUCUAUUGUGUUGUGACACAUGUCCAAGGGCUUUUCACAUAGAGUGUAUAUCUCUUCCACGCAUUCCGACUGGUACUUGGCACUGUAGAUAUUGCCAGAAUACCUUCCAAAACGAAAAGUUUGUGCAACAUAAUGCCAAUGCUCUAGCUGCAGGAAGAGUUGCUGGAAUUGAUCCAAUAGAACAGAUAACCAAGAGAUGCAUUCGUAUUAUCAGAACUCCAGAGGCAGAAGUUCCUAGUGUGUGUGUGCUAUGCAGAGGUCAUGAUUUUAGCAAGUCAGGGUUUGGUCCUCGCACUGUUAUACUCUGUGAUCAGUGUGAGAGAGAAUAUCAUGUGGGUUGUUUGAGGGAUCAUAACAUUGAUGACCUUAAGGAGUUACCAAAAGGAAAGUGGUUUUGUUGCACGGAUUGCAAUAGAAUCCAUUCUGCUUUACAGAAAUUGGUCAUUCGUGGGGAGGAGCAGCUUCCUGAUUCAUCUCUGGAUGUUGUGAAGAAGAAGCAUGUAGAAAGUAGUUUAGGGAGCAAGGCCAAACUUGAUAUAAGAUGGAGGGUUCUCAGCGGGAAAAUGACAUCUUUAGAUGACACCAGAGUAACGCUAUCAAAGGCUGUUGCGAUCUUCCAUGAGCGCUUUGAUCCUAUAAGUGACUCUGGAUCGAGUAGAGGUGAUCUUAUCCCAUCAAUGGUUUAUGGGAGAACUGUCAAGGGCCAAGAUUUUGGUGGCAUGUACUGUGCAAUAUUAACUGUCAAUCAAGUGGUUGUGUCAGCUGGUAUUUUUCGAGUUUUUGGGCAAGAAAUGGCUGAAAUUCCCUUAGUUGCAACAAGUACUGAAAGUCAAGGGCUGGGUUAUUUUCAAUGCCUUUUCAAUUGCAUUGAGAAGCUGCUGGGGUUCUUAAAAGUGAAAACCCUUGUGCUCCCAGCAGCCGAUGAAGCAGAAUCCAUUUGGACAAAGAAAUUCAGAUUCAGCAAGAUAACCCAGGAAGAGCUAAACGAAUAUAGAAGGGACUACCAAAUGAUGAUCUUCCAGGGUACAUCAAUACUUCAGAAGCCAGUCCCGAGUGUUCGACUUAUUGGAUAAAUCGCAGGAUUAAUGGCACAAUUAGCGUUAGUGUUAACAGUAAAGGUGGUGUUGAAAGUGGCGAAUCAGCAGCAAGUUUUUGAACAGAUUUUUUGCUCCUAAAAUGUACGGUAAGGGGUUGCUUUUAAUACCUUUCUUUUUGUACAGGAAAAAGAUAGAAGUCAAUUAAAUACUUCAUUUUUUUUGUGUUUUUUUCUGGGUUUUUUGUAUCACUGAAAUAAGAAAAAAAAGGUAGCAGUCAAGAGUUGCGGAAAAUAUAGGGAAAUUAGGGGUGGAAGUAUACGAUCAAUUUCGAAAAUUUUGAUUUAGAUUGAUAAUUUAAUUGUUUAUUCGUUUAA
Molecule: messenger RNA, 3461 nt
Organism: Gossypium raimondii (Peruvian cotton)
Lineage: Eukaryota; Viridiplantae; Streptophyta; Magnoliopsida; Malvales; Malvaceae
Exons: 18
Coding region: 274-3123 (949 amino acids)
Source: RefSeq, a predicted model, not a curated record